Molecule: messenger RNA, 972 nt
Organism: Spea bombifrons (plains spadefoot toad)
Lineage: Eukaryota; Metazoa; Chordata; Amphibia; Anura; Pelobatidae
Gene: SLC31A1
Product: solute carrier family 31 member 1
Exons: 5
Coding region: 150-737 (195 amino acids)
Biological process (GO): copper ion transmembrane transport
Cellular component (GO): membrane
Molecular function (GO): copper ion transmembrane transporter activity
Source: RefSeq, a predicted model, not a curated record
UCCCGCCCAGAGGAGUAAGGUAGGCGGGGCGUGUUCGGCGGAUGUGUUUGUCAGUGGCAGUGCGGCUGGGUCACUCAGUGAACGGUGACCGGAGAGGGGCCACAGGAGCCAGGUUUUAAAAGGAAUAUUCCGUUUUCUUGACCUCUGAGAUGGAUCACGGUCACCACACCAUGGGAGCCGUGGGUUCUACGUCCGACCCGCACGCCGGUCACCAUCAUCCAACUACGGGGGGACACGACCACGGCGGGGGCGGCGGCGGCCAUGGCGGUGGUGGCGGCGGAAUGCAUAUGAUGCCCAUGUCGUUUUACUUUGGUUACUCCAACGUGGAGCUGCUGUUCUCUGGGCUGGUGAUUAACUCCGCGGGAGAAAUGGCCGGGGCGUUCGUGGCCGUCUUCUUGCUCGCCGUGUUAUACGAAGGACUGAAAAUCGCUCGUGAAGCUUUGCUGCGGAAGUCGCAAGUCAGCAUUCGCUACAAUUCCAUGCCGGUGCCGGGGCCCAACGGGACCACCCUGAUGGAGACUCACAAGACCGUCGGGCAGCAGAUGCUGAGUAUCCCCCACGUGAUGCAGACCUUCCUUCACAUCAUCCAGGUGGUGGUCAGCUACUUCCUGAUGUUGGUCUUCAUGUCUUACAACGCGUACCUGUGCAUCGCCGUGGCGGCUGGAGCCGGCACCGGCUACUUCCUCUUCAGCUGGAAGAAGGCGGUGGUCGUGGACAUUACCGAACACUGCCAUUAAUCACCAGAUUCGAGAGCGGGAGGGAGGGCCGCCUUAACCCUUCACGUUCUGCCGUAUCACGGCCCCAAGACACGGAUCAGAUAGUUUUGUUUAGGGGUCUCCGCGGGAGGCGCUGAGUAAUCACCAAAACCUCCAGUGCCUUCUGUUUUGCCACCAGAUCUAGAAUAGACUCUCGUCAUCCCCUUAGGGCUUCUGCGGUGCCCCUGGAGGGGUAAACAGCAUGAUUUGCCUCCUA